Monomorium pharaonis (pharaoh ant) is the source of this 1077-nucleotide messenger RNA. It is a transcript of the gene mRpL33, whose product is annotated as 39S ribosomal protein L33, mitochondrial. Gene Ontology annotation, biological process: translation. The record is from RefSeq and is a predicted model, not a curated record. The transcript is spliced from 4 exons. Bases 188 to 382 code for a protein of 64 amino acids. Gene Ontology annotation, cellular component: mitochondrion. Lineage: Eukaryota; Metazoa; Arthropoda; Insecta; Hymenoptera; Formicidae.
CAAAUCGCGCGCACGCAUGUGUGUGAGGUGUAGGUCAUUUGUGUGUGAACGAUUCCUAACCUCUUCUGUUUUGAGUUAUGUGAGCAGAGAUAAGAGAUAUACGUGCCAUAUAUCUAUUAUAGAUCUGGCACAUUAAACCUCCAAAAAAAAAAGAGUUAUUUUUUUUAAGGAAAUUUUCUGCAAUAUCAUGUUUUUAACAAACGUGCUGUUAAAAAAGGCAAAAAGCAAGCACGUCUUAAUUCUUGCAGAAAGUGUUGUAAGUGGUCAUCGGUUGGUGCGUAUUAGAGACAGAUUAGCUGACAAAUUAGAAUUUAUAUUUUUUGAUCCUUAUGUUCGACAAAAGGUGCUCUAUAAAGAGAAGAAAAAAUUACAUAGCUUAUAAUUUACAUAUGUAAUAAUGUACUAUUUACAAAAUUUCUGUCAAGAAAUGGUGGUUAAGCAAAAAUUAUUAAGUACAAUGUGACAUUUGAUGAUUUUUAUUUGUCAUAAAUGUGAUAUUAAACUGAAACACAUUAUGACAAUGUUUUAUGUUUGGUAUAUGUAUUUUAUAUUAAAAUAUAUUUAUCCAGCCUUUUCUUUUAUAUAAAAUCACAUGAACUUGAUGUUAUACAGAAUAAAGAUAACAAAAAAUUAAAAAAUGUUACUUUGUGAUAUUAUAAAAUAAAUGGCUGUAUAAAUAAAUGAAAGUAAUAUUAUAUAAAAUAUUGCUCGUUUGACUUUAUUAAUAUAAAAGUAUUACAAUUUUGUUUCCCGUUUCUUUUUUUAAAUACUUAGAACAUUACAGGCGCGCGCUACGCACGCGCUAUUUAUCUUUUUACUUUUUGAAAAUAUAAAUUGCAAUAAUUACAUAGAUAACCAUGAUCUAUACAAAUUAACUUUUGCUAACUCAGUGAUGACAGCAUUCCAAAGUUAUUGCAGUAAGACUAUCAAUCAGGGUUGCAGAAAAUUAAUGACAACAUUUUGAUAGAUGCAACUAUGUAAACUAGAACUAGGAGACCGAUCUCUGUGGUUUUGAGUGAGGCAAAAAUCUGUUAGAAAUGUAGUAUACAGACUAAAUAUACAGACAUGAAUGUGCAA